This is a messenger RNA of Mesorhabditis spiculigera, 357 nucleotides long. NCBI's taxonomy places the organism in Eukaryota, Metazoa, Nematoda, Chromadorea, Rhabditida, Rhabditidae. The record is from the annotation of a GenBank genome assembly.
AUGUCUUUCAAGACGUUGCUCCUUGCGGUUAUUGUUGCUGUCGUUUUCUGUCGGCCGCCGCUGCAGAUACUGCGGCCAGAUGUAUUUGGAAACCAAUUCUGCGACCUCUGCCAACAAGCCAUCAACGAGUCGGCCGUCAACCUUGGCAACAUAAAUGUCACGGUUCUCGAGAUGCCUUCAAACGAGCUGAAACAUCUGGCUGACGAGGCGUGCGCAGAGGCCGUGAAACCAGGAGCCGAGGCUUUCGUUUGCAGCCACGUCAUUUUCGAGAUCCUCAACUACAUGGUCGGCAAAACUAUCAGCGACAUCGACCCGAAAUCGGCCUGCUUGGACCUCACGCUGUGUAUUGAUGAAAAC